Messenger RNA from Drosophila biarmipes, 759 nucleotides. RefSeq names its product vacuolar protein sorting-associated protein 55 homolog. The transcript has 3 exons. The record is from RefSeq and is a predicted model, not a curated record. Lineage: Eukaryota; Metazoa; Arthropoda; Insecta; Diptera; Drosophilidae. Gene Ontology annotation, cellular component: endosome. Bases 237 to 572 code for a protein of 111 amino acids. Gene Ontology annotation, biological process: late endosome to vacuole transport via multivesicular body sorting pathway.
ACGGUCACACUAAUAAACUGGUUCACCCGGAACUACACAUCUGAGUCAUUUUUAGGGGCGACAAAGGAAAAAUUAUAAACAAAUACAAUGGCCACCUUAAAGGGUAAUUAUGCAAGGUCCUGGCGAGGAGCAACUAAUGACUAACCUUCCCCCUUUCCCCGGAAACCACCUGGCGGCCGCUACACCUGUCUGGAAAUCACCGCGCAGCCCUCAUCAUCUGCGCAUUUCUAACAUGCAUGGGUCUGACCUUCCUGAUCCUGGCCUGCGCCGUGCCGACGCCCAAGAUAUUCUAUCCCUUCUUCGUCCUGCUGUUCUACGCACUGUCCGUUCUGCCGGUGUUCAUCGCCAAGAGGACGACCCCGGGCACUGAGACCAACCCGAAGUCGGAGUUCGCCCUCUUCCUCACCGCGGGCAUGGUGCUGAGCGCCUUCGCCCUGCCCAUCGUCCUCGCCCACGCGUCGGUGAUCACCUGGACAGCGGGCAUCCUGACGAUAAUAAGCAACAUUAUCAACUACGGCACCAUCUUCGGGUACGCCAUGCGGGAUGAUGAGCCCUACGGCUCCAUGUUCUAAGGGAGAUCCAUAGUGUAGAGGCACCUAACCUCCAGUAACCGCCGCAGAAGUAUCUCUCCCGAGGUUAUUGGCCUUAUCCGUAAGCACGCAUGCUGUUCGCUUCUCCGCAGUCAUCAGCCAAUCUCAUUUAAUCAAGUGUAUUCAGAUAACAUAAACGAAAAAGAAAUAAACAGACGUAGUAAAUUUA